AUGGGCGUCACUGCGCCGGAGGUCAAAGCACCACAAGUAAAAGGCCGCAAACGAGAUCCGACAGAGGCAGAGCUUGAGAUAGAUGUCGAUGCUCCCGAACCUCCCUCGAAAAAGGCUCUGCGGAAGGCGAAGAAAGCAAAAGUAUCCACCAACAACACGUCGCCUGUAGCCAAGGAGGAGUCUCGACUCCCAUCAUAUGGGCAAGACGAGUCCGGAGCAAAGAACAAACGCUCUGAUCAUGGGAUCUGGAUUGGCAACUUAUCAUUCGGCACUACUAAGGAGGAUCUCCUCAGGUUCCUGACGACAAGUUCUACUGGGGCCUUACAACCUGACCAAAUCACUAGGGUUCAUCUACCCCAAGGACCACCCAAGUUUGGCAAGCCGCAGAACAAAGGGUUCGCAUAUGUCGACUUCUGCGACCGGAAGUGCGUCGAGACAGCUCUCGAGUCCAGCGAGUCUAUGGUGGCCGGUCGCCGUGUGCUAAUCAAAGAUGCAAAGAAUUUUGAGGGGAGACCUGAGCAGAAGAACGACAAGGCUGGAACGACUGGCCAUCCUCCGAGCAGGAGGAUAUUCGUCGGCAAUCUGGAUUAUGCAACCACGGUUGAGGACCUCGAGGCUCAUUUUGACACUUGCGGAACCAUCACUUCCACACAUAUGGCGACUUUCGAGGACUCUGGGAAGUGUAAAGGAUACGCUUGGAUCGAGUUCGAACAACUGGCUUCUGCGGAAAAGGCCAUUCGAGGCUGGGUUGAACCCGAUGCCGGGGCAAAACACGCGGCACCAAAGUCGAAGUCAGGAAGUGGCAGAGUUUGGGUGAACAAGAUUCAGGGCCGAAAAUUAAGGAUGGAAUACGCCGAAGACAAGGCUGUUAGGUACGAGAAGAGGUUCGGAAAGAAUGCAAAGAUUGCGGCCUCGAGGACAGAACAAUCAACAGCUGAGGCUGGUAGUGUAGAAGUGGAGGGUGACCAGCUCUUGCAGCCAGUCAAUGACAGGAAGGCCCAAAAGCCCAAGCCAGCAGGCAAAUAUUCGGAGGAAACCGUACAGAAGCUUACGGGCGCCAUCGUCGAGAGCAGGGGUCAACGGACGUUGUUGGAAUAG
Cladophialophora yegresii CBS 114405 is the source of this 1098-nucleotide messenger RNA. RefSeq lists its product as uncharacterized. Bases 1 to 1098 code for a protein of 365 amino acids. The record is from RefSeq and is a predicted model, not a curated record. Gene Ontology annotation, molecular function: RNA binding. Lineage: Eukaryota; Fungi; Ascomycota; Eurotiomycetes; Chaetothyriales; Herpotrichiellaceae. The transcript has a single exon.